This is a messenger RNA of Closterium sp. NIES-67, 4147 nucleotides long. Lineage: Eukaryota; Viridiplantae; Streptophyta; Zygnematophyceae; Desmidiales; Closteriaceae. The record is from the annotation of a GenBank genome assembly.
GGAUCCAUAGCUCUUUAUUUCGAGGUCCGAAUUUCCAAGUCUUCCACUUCCCGUUCUUCUUUUCUAGUCCCAGACUCAGCUCGGGACUAGAGACUCGCCGAACCUAGUGUUUUGUAAAUCCAUUACGGGUGCCUGCUAGGAAUUCACAAGGAUAUAUUUCAACUUCCUGUGUCGGCUACUAAGGUGGUUACCUUAUUCUGGUUUCGAUCUGCGUCUUUUCCUCUCCGCCGGAGAAAUUUCAGGGGAUUAAGGCAAGAUGACUGCUCCCCUUCCUUCGCCAGAGGAGCAGGAGCGGCUCCAGGGCGCGGCAGUGGACGUGCUAAUGCAGGAUAGCGGGAUCCCUUCUAGCGGGGACAACGAUCAGGACAUGGGGGGACCGGAUCCGCCAGGCCGGACCCGGGAAGGAGGGGAUCCGCGGGAGGCGCGGGAGGCGGCGGAACACAUGGCGGAAGAGAUGGGGGAAGCGCAGAUCGGAAGCGUGGAGGUGGGAGAAGACGGGGAGCUGGCCUCUCGCGGGGGGGCAGACUCCAUGGAAGCGGAGUCCCCCACCGAUCCCCCUGCCACCGACGCGUCCCCCCCUGGCCUGGUCGCGCCAGCCACCAUUGGCCCUGAGCUGCCCCCUGCAGACGACCCCCUGUCGCGCACCUUCCGGUGGCAAAUCGACAACUUCUCCAACAUGGCUGAGCGCAAGAUCUUCUCCAAGCCCUCCUUCAUGGUCGGGGGGUACAACUGGCGACUGCUGAUCUUCCCACGUGGUAACAACCAAGCAGAGCAGCUCUCAGUGUAUCUUGACGUGGCAGAUGCCACCACUCUGCCGCCCGGUUGGACCAAGAGCGCGCACUUCGUGCUGUCGCUGAUCAACCAGUACGACCGCAAGCUGUCCGUGCGCAGAGACACGAGCCACCAGUUCAGUGCGAGGGAGAGCGACUGGGGCUUCACGUCCUUCAUGCCGCUGCAGGACCUCUACGACCCCUCUAAGGGCUUCCUCGUUAACGACACUGUGAUCCUGGAGGCUGAAGUGAACGUGCGCGUGGAUUACUGGGCUUACGACUCCAAAAAGGAGACUGGAUACGUGGGGUUAAAGAACCAGGGCGCCACGUGCUACAUGAACUCCCUGCUACAAACCCUCUACCACAUCCCCUUCUUUCGGAAGGCUGUCUACCACAUGCCGACUUCAGAGAACGAGCUUCCCUCCAGCAGCAUCCCCCUGGCGCUCCAGAGCCUGUUCUAUAAGCUCCAGUACACAGACACCAGCGUGGCAACGAAAGACUUAACUAAAAGUUUCGGGUGGGACACUUAUGACUCGUUUCUGCAGCACGACGUGCAGGAGCUGAACCGGGUGCUGUGUGAGAAGCUGGAGGACAAGAUGAAGGGGACGGUGGUGGAGGGGACCAUAGAGAAGCUGUUUGAAGGGCACGUUAUGAACUAUAUCGAGUGCGACAAUGUGGAGUACAAGUCGACCCGGAAGGAGUCUUUCUAUGACCUCCAGCUGGACGUGAAGGGGUGCCGGGACGUGUAUGCGAGCUUUGACAAGUACGUGGAGGUGGAGCGGCUGGAUGGCGACAACAAGUACCACGCAGAGCAGCACGGGCUGCAGGACGCUAAGAAGGGGGUGCUGUUCGUUGACUUCCCCCCGGUGCUGCAGCUGCAGCUGAAGCGGUUCGAGUACGACUUCGUGCGAGACACCAUGGUCAAGAUCAACGACCGCUACGAGUUCCCCCUUGAGCUGGACUUGGACAGGGGCGAUGGCAAGUACCUCACACCGGACUCGGACAGGGGCGUGCGCAACCUGUACCAGCUACACAGUGUUCUGGUGCACAGUGGGGGAGUGCACGGGGGUCAUUACUACGCCUUCAUUCGACCAAACCUCACAGAGCAGUGGUUCAAGUUUGACGAUGAGCGAGUGACCAAGGAGGAUGUGAAGCGAGCCCUGGACGAGCAGUACGGGGGAGAGGAGGAGCUGAGCCAGACGAACCCGGGGUUCAACCACCCGCCCUUCAAGUUCACCAAGUUCUCUAACGCCUACAUGCUGGUGUACAUCCGGGAGUGCGACCAGACCAACAUCCUGUGCAGCGUCACCGAAAACGACAUUGCACAGCACUUGAGGGCCCGUUUGAAGCGGGAGCAGGACGAAAAGGAGCGGAAGCGGAAGGAGAAGGCGGAAGCGCACCUGUUUACCGUCAUCAAGAUCUCACGAGACGAGGAUUUGAGGGAGCAGAUUGGGCGUGACCUCUUCUUCGACCUCGUGGACCACGAGAGGGUGAAGAGCUUCCGCGUGCAGAAGCAGAUGCGGUUUGCGGAGUUUAAAUUGGAGGUGGAAAGGGACCUGGGGAUUCCGGCUGCGGGGCAGCGCUUCUGGCUGUGGGCGCGGCGGCAGAACCACACGUACCGCCCCAACCGGCCGCUCAACGCAGAGGAAGAGAGCAUGACGGUGGGGCAGCUGAGGGACUCGGUCAGUAAGGCGCACACUAUGGACCUGCGCCUGUUCCUCGAAGGCACGCCUUCCUCCCCUGACCGGCCCUUGGUUCCUCUGCAUGAGAGGGCUAAGGACGACAUUCUGCUUUUCUUCAAGUUUUAUGACCCAGUGGCAGAGACGCUUAAGUAUGUGGGUCGUCUGUUCGUGAAGCUUGGCCAGAAGCCCGGGGAUGUGCGAGGGAAGAUCAACGAGAUGUGCGGCCUCGCUCACACCGAGGAGAUUCUGCUGUUUGAGGAGAUAAAGUUUGAGCCGAGUGUGAUGUGCGAGCCCAUGGACCGCAAGAUCACGUUCAAGGGCGGGCAGCUGGAGGACGGCGACAUCGUGUGCGUGCAGCGCGUGCCCAGGCCGGGCCAGGAGACCGUGAGGCACCCGGACGUGCCGUCGUUCCUGGAGUAUGUGCGCAACCGGCAGGUCGUGCACUUCAGACGCCUGGAGAAGCCCAAGGAGGAUGCCUUCUGCUUGGAACUCUCCAAGCAGCACACGUACGACGACGUGGUGGGAAGGCUGGCAGAGGAGCUAGGGCUAGACGACCCGUCCAAGCUCCGCCUCACGACGCACAACUGCUACUCGCAGCAGCCCAAGCCGCCUCCCAUCAAGUACCGGGGAGUCGACUCGCUUACUGACAUGCUUGUGCACUACAACCAGUCGUCAGACAUCCUGUACUUUGAGGCGCUGGACAUUCCCCUUCCAGAGCUGCAGCGGCUGAAGACUCUCAACAUCACCUUCCACAACAGCAAGGCGGAAGAGGUGUCGGUGCACAACAUCCGGCUGCCCAAGCAAUCAACGGUGGCAGAUGUGCUCGCGGACCUGAAGUCCAAGGUGGAGCUGUCUCAUCCGAAGGCGGAGCUGCGGAUGCUCCAAGUCUUCUACAACAAGAUCUACAAGAUCUUCCCUCUGGCAGAGCAGAUCGAGAACAUCAACGACCAGUACUGGAGCAUCCGGGCAGAGGAGAUCCCGGAGGAGGAGGUGAACAUGGGCCCUCAAGACCGUGCGAUCCACGUGUACCACUUCAACAAGGACGCCGGCGGGCAGAACCAGAUGCUGCAGACGUUCGGGGAUCCCUUUUUUGUGGUGGUGGGGGAGACUGAGACUCUCGCAGAGAUCAAGGAGCGGAUCAAAGCGAGACUGGAGGUGCCCGAUGAGGAGUUUGGCAAGUGGAACUUCGCCUUUGUGGCACUGGGCACACCAGAGUACCUCCAGGACUCGGAUAUCGUGGCAGCCCGGUUUCAGAAGCGUGACACAUGGGAGUACUACCUUGGCUUGGAGCAUGCAGACACCAACCCCAAGAGGGUGCAGCACAACCAGAACCGGCAUGCCUAUGAGAAACCUGUGAAGAUCUACAACUGAAGAUACAAUUUAGCCAAAUGGCCACAUUUUCACUUCGUUAACUGUUAUAUAGUGUAUCCCUCAUGGCAUACUGUACUAUGUCCUGUCCGCUCUGUUGUAGAAAGAUGAGCGCCUGCGCUACAGCGGUUGUGCUUUCCGAAAGAACCGAGUACCUGUAUUGCAGCCCAGCAGUAGAUGUUGCAAUCUAGAGGCACAUAUGCUGCGACCGACGCUCCUUAUGCCUUGCAAAGCUAUGGUACCGGAUACAAGCUGUGAUGUUUUGCCGCUGGUGACCUGUUGGCUCAUAAGGAGUUGGGUGACCUGAUUAGGCGAACUCAUACAAAG